This is a messenger RNA of Psilocybe cubensis, 972 nucleotides long. RefSeq lists its product as uncharacterized. NCBI's taxonomy places the organism in Eukaryota, Fungi, Basidiomycota, Agaricomycetes, Agaricales, Agrocybaceae. Gene Ontology annotation, molecular function: phosphatidylinositol transfer activity. Bases 1 to 972 code for a protein of 323 amino acids. The record is from RefSeq and is a predicted model, not a curated record. The transcript is spliced from 6 exons.
AUGUCUCCCACUACCACCGUCCUCACCACCCCCGCUCCUGGCACCGUCGUCGGUCCAAUUUACGAGUACUCCGAAGAGCAGCAGGCUAAGAUGGCUGAGCUGCGCGAGUAUGCAGGUACUGUCAUGCUUCCUUCUUCAGACGACUACUAUCCUUGGGAACUCCGAUGGCUAAAUCAGCCCGACACAAUCCCUCGGUAUAUGCGCUCAGCCAAGUGGGACCUGCCAGAUGCAAAGAAGCGUAUUCUGGCUACCUUAGAGUGGCGCAGAGAAUUUAAACCUGAUCUUAUUCGACCAGACGAAGUUAAAAUAGAAAGCGAGACGGGUAAAAUCAUCAUCAACGGUUUCGAUAAAGACGGUCGCCCUAUUAUUUAUAUGCGCCCGGGAAGAGAGAACACAGAGACGAGUCCUCGGCAGCUUCGACAUCUUGUGUGGUGUUUGGAGCGCGCUAAAGACUUGAUGCCACCCGGUCAAGAAUCCCUUGUCAUCAUCGUUGACUAUAAAUCAACCACACUGCGUACAAACCCUUCAAUCUCAGUGGCAAGAAAGGUGUUGAACAUUCUCCAGCAACACUAUGUCGAAACCCUUGGUCGUGCCAUCGUUGUCAACCUCCCAUUCCUCCUCAACUUUUUCUAUAAAGGGAUUGCCCCUUUCCUCGAUCCUGUAACCCGGGACAAGAUGCGUUUUAACCCCGACCUCUUUGAGCUCGUUCCAGCAUCACAAUUAGAUGCCGACUUCGGAGGAGAGCAUGAAUAUGAAUUUGAGCCAGAGAGUUAUUGGGACCAAAUUAUCGCCGCUUGUGGGGUAACUCCAGAGGGCACCCGCGUGGAUUUCCCCCCGCCUGGCGUUCACAACACAUCACAGUCGGCUUCUUCCAAUAUUUCGUCAAUUUCCGACAACAAAGUUCAAGCUGACGUCACUGCAAUUUCAGUCGAAGCGGUCGAGAGCGCCCAACCAAUUCAAAUUGCAUCAUAA